Molecule: messenger RNA, 2636 nt
Organism: Triticum aestivum (bread wheat)
Lineage: Eukaryota; Viridiplantae; Streptophyta; Magnoliopsida; Poales; Poaceae
Exons: 1
Coding region: 57-2333 (758 amino acids)
Source: RefSeq, a predicted model, not a curated record
UCCAGUACGUACCUCGAGUGAUUGGACUGGUAAAACACACACACACACGCAGAGAUAUGUCUGAUAUCUGGAGCGUUGUGCGAUGGUGGGACGAUUGGCAGCUGCGCAUCCUGGUGCUGGGCAGCCUGGGCCUCCAGUGGUUCCUCCUGCUGGCCGCGCCCAUGCGCAAGUACACCAUCCCGCGCGUCUUCAGGACGUGCAUCUGGCUGGCCUACAUCUCCAGCGACGCGCUGGCCAUCUACGCGCUCGCCACCCUCUUCAACCGCCACGCCAGGGGCAGCAACUGCGGCGGCGUCGAGCAGUCGGGCGUCCUCGAGGUCCUCUGGGCCCCUGUCCUCCUCAUCCACCUCGGCGGCCAGCAGGAGAUGACCGGCUACGAGAUCGAGGACAACGAGCUGUGGACGAGGCACACCGUGACCCUGGUGUCCCAGGUCGCGGUCGCCCUCUACGCCUUCUGCAAGUCGUGGCGCAGCUCCAGUGACUGGAAGCUACUGGCGGCGGCGGUCCUUCUCUUCGUCGUCGGGGUCCUCAGCUUCAGCGAGAAGCCGUUGGCCCUCAACAGAGCCAAGAUCAAGCGGCUGGCGGCUGUGUCGGCCUGGGUGCAAGGAACCAAGAAGCCCUCCAAAUGGAGGAAGCGUGUCAACAAGUUCUUCUUGUUCGAGGAGAGCAACUGCUUCACCGGGAUGCCCCCACAAAGCAGUGGCAGUGGUGGGGAAGAAGGAGCCGGCGGGAAGAAGGAGCAAAAACCACCGGUGGUGGCCUUGACGGAGGCAGACAAAGUCUUGAUGGUACUUUCGGACAUGUCACUGCUAGCUGCCGCCAAGGACCUGGUGGCACGAAACAAGGCUGGCAAGGUGGAGGAUGUUCUGCCGCCUCUACCCGUCGCCGAGAAGGCGUUGCCGCGCUGGCUGCGCAGUGCAUUCGCCUUCAUCUACACCAGAGCUACCGUGGUUGUCACUCCUCUCUACCUGCUCUACCAUCUGUUGGUGGUCCCUAUCCUGCACAUGGCCGCCCUGGCGCUAUUUGCGGCGAGCGACAAGCACCCGUAUCGGCGCGCCGACGUGAAGAUAACCUACAUCAUCCUGUGCCUCACCGCGGCGCUGGAUGUCCUGGCGGUGUUCAUCCGGCAGCUGUUGUACCGGCUCAUGUCCAUGACAAAGGUCCCAGCCUUGUGCGAGACGGUACCCGGCUAUAACCUCGUCGACGCGGCGCUUCGGGAGGGCGACAAGAGCGUCGGGUGGAUAUGCAAGUGUGCCAGGCGCAUGGGCUUCAACUGCAAGGGUGGAUGUCUUUCUUGCAGGCCUCAACUUGGUCAACUGUACAAGAAGGUGGCACAGACAGUGAUCGCGGAUCUGGUGGAUGCGCAGGACCGUGACCUUGCCAGUUACAGGAUCUUGGACUCCAACAACUGGGCUCUCAGUGAGGAGCUGCAAGGGCACUGUGGCGAGGAGAUAAAAGAAAGCUUGCGCGUCUCGUUUGACCGGAGUGUCCUCCUAUGGCACAUGGCCUCCGACCUUUGCUUCCGCUGCAUUGACGAUGCUGCCUUGGUCGAUGAUGGUAGUAAACAGAAAGGAGGAGAAGGAGGAGGAGGAGAAGAAAAAGAUGAAGAAUCAGGAGCAGAAGCAGCAGAAGGAGGAGGAGGAGCAAAAGAAAUAGAUGAAGGAUCAGGAGCAGAAGCAGCAGCAGCAGAAGAAGAAGGUGCAGCUGUAGAAGAAGAAGAAGCAACAGCAGAACAAGAAGAACGGAAGAGUAGGGACAGCAGGGAAGCUGCAGCUGUAGAAGAAGAAGCAACAGGAGAAGGAUCAGGAGCAUUACGGCUUCAUAUCAAGUGCACGGUUGCAAUAUCCAACUACAUGGCGCACCUGCUCAACUUCAACCCGGAGAUGUUGCUGACCGGCAGCAGGCACCAUCUCGUCUCCGAAGCCGUGGAGGAGCUCAAAUCCUUCUCUCUGUCCAAGAACAAGGACGAGCUAAGCCAGAAGGACGUCAAUGAGCUCAUUGCCGGCAUAUUGGACCGUGACACUAGUAGUAGUACGUCCCAAGAAGUUUUCCACAUCCUGGAGGCAUGCAAGCUCGCCAAGGAGCUGCUGGAGAUACGGGACCCUACGGCGCGCUGGAUGCUCAUGUACCGGGUGUGGCUGGGCAUGCUCUGCUACUCGGCGAGCAUGUGCAGGGGUUAUCUCCACGCCAAGAGCUUGGGUGAAGGUGGGGAGUUCCUCUCCUUCGUCUGGCUCGUGCUCUCGCUCAAGGGGGCCAAGAGCUUGGCCGACAAGCUGCAGAUGCCGCCGGAGGCUUCUGACACGGCCAAAUCGAACGCGCCGCCGGUUACUUGAUUCUAUUUCUUCGUGCGCUGUCGUUGAUUGAUUUCCUUGCUUGUUUUCUUUACCCUAUUUGCUUGUUUGUGUGACGCCGCGCUGCAUUUGCCCUUGCUUCUGUUUUGUGUGCUGCUUGCUUCUUGCUAGUCGAUCUUGCUGUUUAAUUUGUUGUCGCACGUGUGCCGCCAAAGAUAGACUUCUCCCGCCUCAGUGGAUAUGCCUUAAUAUUUUGCUGUAAUAAUUGUGCCUUAGACUUCUCCGGCUAAACUGGAUGUGCCUUAAUAUUUUUCUGUAAUAAUUGUGCCGACUAUCAGCCCUUAA